AACAGCGUGAUCGAUUCAGCGAGCCGUGGAAUAGAUCCUUCACGGAAGCAGAUUGACAGAGUGCAGAGAUUCAAGAGCCGGGAACAUUGUAGACCCUGGGCUUGUCUGAAGCUUCUCUCACUUGGGAAGCACUCUUGGAGACCAUUGAGUGACAGAACCACACGCAAAUCACCACCUACCAUGACCGAACGCCGCCCCAUACAGACACCGCGAAACCGCAGCGACACUUCCAACCCUCAUUCACUGUCCCGCAGCUUCGGUGCAAGUCGCGCGUCCAAUGCUGGCCAGAGCUACAUAGCAAGCAUUGCCGAAGAAUCUGUCCGACGAGACCUCGAAGAUGAAGACGACGCCCUCGAGGACGACAAUUCGCAAGAAGUGGGACUUCACCGGACACCAAGCGGCGACUUGGUCUCCACGACCUACGGCUCUCACUCAAUGAUCGGACACUUUCGCCGGCCUUCAUACAUUGGAACGACAGGGCGGCCAUUCCUCGGCGCUCAGAUGCCGGAAGCAGUGAUACCUGUCGAGCAGGAUUGGGAGGCGGCAUUGAGUGAGGAGAGGAGUUUGCUGAGAGACAACAACAUCAUUCCACCAAAACAUCCACGGAGGACAGAAAGUGGUGCGGAAGAGGAAGGCGGGCUGAGGAGGGUUCUGAGUAUGUCAGGCUUCAGUUCGAGGAAGAAGAGCGUGGCUACAGCGGAGAUUGCAGAAGACGAAAACGGACGAGCGAACGAGACAACAGGGCUACUGGGCGCGGAGGUGACUGGAAGAGAUCCCUCGGCGCCCUAUGGCGGAGAGGAUGACCCGGCGAAUAUUGCGAAGAAAUGGGAAGAGGCAGUCCAGAAUGGCCAGAUCCAGACGACGUGGCAGCGGGAGACCAAAGUGCUCGUUCGAUACGCUGCACCUCUGAUCUUGACAUUCGUCUUGCAGACUUCCUUGACCCUGGUCUCGGUAUUCACUGUCGGACAUCUCGGAAAGAUCGAACUUGGCGCAGUCUCGUUGGGCUCGAUGACUGCCAACAUCACUGGCUAUUCCGUCUAUCACGGCCUCUCAACCUCCCUCGACACCCUCUGCGCCCAAGCCUACGGCAGCGGCAAGAAGAAGCUUGUCGGCCUGCAACUCCAACGCAUGAUCUACUUCCUCUGGACCAUCACGGUCCCGAUCGCCGUAGUCUGGCUCUCCGCUACGCAGAUCCUGUCCGCCAUCAUCCCCGAAAAGGAGACCGCCGUGCUCGCCGGCCAAUACCUCAAAGUCCUCAUUAUCGGCGCUCCGGGCUACGCCUGCUUUGAAGCCGGCAAACGAUAUGUGCAAGCUCAAGGCCGUUUCGAGGCUACGCUGUACGUCCUGCUUUUCGCCGCACCGCUUAAUGUCUUCCUGCAUUGGCUCCUGGUCUGGCACCUGAAAUGGGGCUUCAUUGGCUGUCCCAUUGCGGUCGUGACCACGGAGACUCUCAUGCCAAUUCUGCUGUUCCUAUACGUUCGCUUCGUCGGAGGGAUGGAGUGCUGGCCUGGCUUCACAAAGAAAGCGUUCACGAACUGGGGCCCAAUGAUCCGCCUCGCCAUCCCAGGUCUCAUCAUGGCCCUCGCCGAAUUCCUCGCAUUCGAAAUUCUCACUCUGGCAUCCGCCCGAAUCUCCGCGACGCACUUGGCCGCCAACACUGUUUUGCAAUCGCUUUCCGUGCUAACAUAUCAACUUCCCUUUCCUCUCUCCAUCGCAGUCUCCACCCGUGUUGCGAAUCUCAUCGGUGCGGGUCUGCCCGCCGCCGCACAGGUCACCACCAACGUCGCUUUCGCCAUUGGCACAAUCUUGGGCGUGUUCAACAUGAUUGCGCUGUCGCUCCUACGACACAAGAUUCCCUGGCUGUUCAGCUCGGAAGCGGACGUCGUGGCUUUAGCAGCGGCUUGUCUGCCUGUCAACGCUGCGUUCCAGCUCUUUGACAGUCUGGCGGCGCAGUGCAACGGUAUCCUGAGAGGAUUGGGCAAGCAGGAGAUCGGAGGGUACAUCAAUCUGUUCGCAUACUAUGCGAUCGCUCUGCCAAUCUCCUUCGCUAUGGGCUUCGCUCUGCAUUACGACCUCCUUGGCCUGUGGGCUGGUCCCGCUAUUGGUCUGGCUAUCGUUUCGUUGUUUGAAGGCGCUUAUAUCUGGAAGACGUCGUUCGAGAAUGCAUCGGAAGAAGCGGCGAGGAGAAAUGCAGCGGAUUGAUGG
This is a messenger RNA of Zymoseptoria tritici IPO323, 2205 nucleotides long. RefSeq lists its product as uncharacterized. Gene Ontology annotation, molecular function: xenobiotic transmembrane transporter activity; antiporter activity. The record is from RefSeq and is a predicted model, not a curated record. Gene Ontology annotation, cellular component: membrane. Bases 181 to 2202 code for a protein of 673 amino acids. Lineage: Eukaryota; Fungi; Ascomycota; Dothideomycetes; Mycosphaerellales; Mycosphaerellaceae. The transcript is spliced from 2 exons. Gene Ontology annotation, biological process: xenobiotic detoxification by transmembrane export across the plasma membrane.